Oncorhynchus keta (chum salmon) is the source of this 2828-nucleotide messenger RNA. RefSeq names its product protein Wnt-11-like. NCBI's taxonomy places the organism in Eukaryota, Metazoa, Chordata, Actinopteri, Salmoniformes, Salmonidae. The transcript is spliced from 5 exons. The record is from RefSeq and is a predicted model, not a curated record. Gene Ontology annotation, cellular component: extracellular region. Gene Ontology annotation, biological process: neuron differentiation; canonical Wnt signaling pathway; multicellular organism development. Bases 139 to 1194 code for a protein of 351 amino acids. Gene Ontology annotation, molecular function: frizzled binding; cytokine activity.
GUAGGGCCAUACCUCCAGACUCAUAGGCUAAAUAAAACAAUACUAUCACUGGAUAAUCACAUCGGACUACUAAAAGAGUUGUUUGGAGCUUAUUUUUUUUAAAACAUUUUAGGCAGAGGAUUCACACAUUUGUUUACAAUGAAAUUCCACAUGGAUUUAUUUCUAUUGACAUUUAUUGUGAACGCGAACUGCUCUGCUGCUAUAUAUUGGCUUGGACUUACUGUAAAUGGGAGUUCUUUAGGCUGGAAUCAAACUAAUCAUUGCAAGCUGCUAGACGCGUUGGCCCAUGAGCAAUUGCAACUUUGUCGGCGAAAUAUCGAGUUGAUGCACAGUAUUGUCCACGCCGCCAAGAUGACCAAAAAUACAUGUCAGAACACCUUCGGUGACAUGCGGUGGAACUGUUCCUCUGUUGAAAAAGCCCCUCGUUUUACACCAGAUUUAGCAAAGGGCACCAGGGAGUCUGCGUUUGUGUUCUCACUAGCUGCUGCCGUAGUGAGUCACUCCAUCGCCAGAGCCUGCUCUUCUGGAGAGCUCCCCAGCUGCUCGUGCGCCCCAGCCCCUGCUGAACAGGCCGGGCCCGACUUCAAAUGGGGAGGAUGUGGUGAUAACCUGCACUAUGGUCUCCAAAUGGGAUCUGCUUUUUCUGAUGCACCGAUGAGAAACAGCAGAUCUGGCUCUCAGCCGUUCAGACUGAUGAACUUGCACAAUAAUGCAGUUGGAAGACAGGCACUUAUUGAUGCCCAGGAGACCAACUGCAAAUGCCAUGGCUUGUCUGGGUCCUGCUCUGUCAAAACAUGUUGGAAGGGCCUCCAUGAUAUUAAUCACAUUGCCAUGGAUCUCAAAUCCAAGUACCUGUCUGCCACCAAGGUGAUCCAUCGUCAUGUUGGGACAAGGAAGCAGUUGGUCCCCAGAGAGUUGGAUUUUCGACCAGUGAGAGAGAGUGAUUUGGUCUACCUGAUCAGCUCUUCGGAUUACUGCACAUACAAUGAGAAGCAUGGCUCACUCGGCACACAGAACAGACAGUGCAAUAAGACAUCCAACGACAGUGGGAGUUGCAAUAUAAUGUGCUGUGGUCGCGGCUACAAUGCCUUCACUGAGAGAAUUGUGGAGAGAUGCCAGUGCAAGUAUCACUGGUGCUGCUAUGUCACCUGCAAGAGGUGUGAAAGGACAGUGGAGAGAUAUGUAUGCAAAUAAACGUUGCAUAGAGACACUUGAGUAAACAUGAAGCACUAUUUUAACCACCAUAUCUUGUCAAGCUGUGCUGGCCCAGGUCACCUGACCUAACUCCUCGUGUAGUAGUACGUAGUCUGCAGGCUACAGUACAAUAAAAAACAAGAGGAACAACUCACAUACAAUACCAAAGAUAAACAGAUGGAUCUGGACUCCUCUGUUACCUGUUUUAAAGAGACUGGAGGAGGCCACUACUGUGAAAAAUAUUUUGUUACUUGAAGAGAAAAUGUGAUUGAUUGGGAGCUGUUAGCUAUUCAUGCUUGAUUAGUAACAUGUUCCUCAAUAGAAGAUUAGUUUAAUUGAUUACAAAGGAGGUACCAUAAAUGCAAACCGUCCAGUCAGCUUUAAGUUGUUCAACUGACACUGAAAAGCUUUUAACAAUUUACAUCUUACUCAUUAACUAAAUUGCCAAAUGAGAGGUAGAAUAGCUGAUUGAUCUAAUUUGAAUGUCCAUUUUAGUCAAAAGGGGCUAAUGCCAUAUACUCCUCAGUUUAGGUACAUUCUGAUCAUAGGCAUACAUAAUACAUUUUAGCUGUAUUUUUAGUUUUUAUUAAUACAUUAGGCAUGUUGAUGUACAUAAGUGCAAUUUUAUAUUUAUUUCUAUUUAAAAAACAACACAAAAAAAUGUUACAUGUGUCUUGUUAAGUUUUAACCAUCUGUGUAUGAGACUGCCAAUGGCAGGUGUUGCUAAACUUGUAAGCCUAAUUUGCCUUUGGCAAACCAAAUAGUAAUAGUAGUGUAGUAUUUAUGCAGCAGAGGCUGUAGUAACAUGACACAAUAGCAAAUCCACACUUUCAUUCUUUCUACCAAAUGUUAGGCUCAUGCUGUUUAUACCAUCCACAGUGGCUAAAAGGUCAAUAGUGGUACUUCAAUCUCAGGGAAUGAUUUAAGGCAAGUGCCACAGCUGCCUCAUCAUUAUUUCUUUUAAAGAUUGAUUACUAUUAUAAACAAGAAGAUUACAUGAAUACUGUCAAACAAAAUUAUAUGGAAUUGGUCAGUGGUCGAAGGUUAUCUUUCUGUGUUGGAGUAUUUCAUAUAUGAUUGAUGGUUGCAGCACAUAGGUCCUAUUUGGUGGAAAUGUGUGGACAAGUAUUUACAAUAGGGCUGUUGUUAGUCUUUCACAUGUUUUGAAACCCUCCCAUGCAGCCAUGGAGACUAUUUACAAAAUAAACAGGUGUUUAAAUUCUUGCUGCCUCCAAAAUUAGCUCAUGCGUCCUUUUAGCCUGCCGUGUUGAGGAGCUAACUACAGAAAAAAAACUCAACAGUGUGCAAUCAUUGAUUAAAAUUGAAUGGAAUUGUAUAGACUGCAGUACGGUGGAAAGGGUAGACUUACUGCCUAAUUAGCUCUGCCUACACUAUGGGGAGGGGGAUGCAUUGAGAGGGACAUGUUGCACAUUUGCUGAACUUCACUAGGCACUAUUCCAUUAUACUGUUUCAAAUGACUUACUAGUUUUUCAUUGACUGGUUAAAAAAAAAAUCACAAUUCAUCUUCAUGGGACUUCCAGAGGACCACUGUCCCAAAGUAAAACAUAGGCCAGGGAACCAGUAGAUUAAUUGCACUUGUAGAGCCUUGUUUAUAGUGAGCCUCUUAUUUCCUC